GAGAGAGAGGGAGAGAAAGGCGGCCGUACGCGCCCGAGGAGAGCGUGGAAAAGGGAAAGGAGCCGGGGAGAAGAGCGCGCGGGAGCGACCGGCACCGUGCAGGAAAGGAAGAGAAAUGACACAUAAUUAGACCAUGAGCAGAGCUCCGGGCCUUAGUUUCGAAAGCUUUCCCAUCUCCCGUUUAACUCUUUCGGCAUCUAGUGUCCUCCUGCCUCUUGGAGUAGAAACCCUGCUAGCUGCUGUCGGGGUUGCUACCUUGGCGUCCUUCGCUGCAGCUUGGAAAAGCAAGACAUUCGCCCUCUGAAAAACAAAAAAAGUAAACCCAUUAGUGGUUUCGACGGAGCAGACGCGGGAGGAAGUUGUGCGUUAGCAACCAGAUCCGGGAUGUUAUAAGGGUGCAAAAAAAAAAAAAGAAAAGAAAAGAAAAAAGAAGAAGAAGAGGAAGAAAGGCGCCCGAUCGUAUUUCUCGGUAGAUCAUAUGCCACUGGAGCCACAAGUGGGGUGUACCUGCAGUUGCUCGGCGCCGACUGGACGCGCUUUAGAUGCGAGUGCGGGCUUAACUCUUCCCUGGCUCCUUGGAUUUGUACCAUGCUCGAGAUCCUCACGAAGCAGCUCAGGAAUCAAAGUUUGAAUGAGAUUCAGCCUUUCCAGCUGAAGAUUUCCUACACACCAAGUGAUGAGGAAGACAGUGAUGAUUCUGAGGGAGAGAACCAGGAACUUGCUCAGAUUGACAGAGAGAGAAGACGGAAUUGCACCUUGACUCCCUUGGCAACCAAUCAACAGCAAAAUCAAGAAAAUCAGUGCUGCAAAGUUCGGGGCCAUUUUCCUUCUGGGCUGGACCACCAUAGCUCUGAAGAGGAGUUGGAAUGUAUCACCCGUGAAUUUGCUGCUGAGAAACGGAAGUGGUCUCAGGUCAGCAAGCUUGGCUGCUGCAGUGACAGCUGUAAUACCUCCUCCAGUGAUGAGGAAGUAAAGACCUUGUGUGGCAAAUCCUUCCGGCCAGUGGUCGAAGCUGUGGAGGGUUUGCGUGCCAGUCCUAGCCCAGUGCUCUUCAGUGCCUCACCUCCUAAGAGACUGCAGUCCUUGGUACGGACCACAUCAUCCCGGCCUAUAAUUUUUACAAGCGUCGGAGGCAGCUUUGAGCAAGGGAUGCCGUGUAAACGACACCGACAGGGCUAUGGUGACAAAGUCGGGAGGCCCAGUCUCGAUCUGGAAAAAAUGCAGCAAAAGAUGCUGUUUAAGAAGAAUUGUGGUACAAAGACAAGGAUCAUCAAAAUCCGCCAUAUCAACGGGAGCCGGCCCCCACCUCACUUUGUGUAUGAUCCGUCAAUUUUUGCCUUCCGAUCCCUGAGCACCUUGAAGCCUUUGAGCCCAAUAGCUCCAGUUGAAGACCCAUCAUGUGCCUACUGAACGAUAUACUCAAAAGUCUCAGGAAUCAUCAUAUCAAUCAGCUGCCCCAGGGACAUGGAGGGCACAUAUUUUGAAUAGGUACCAGGAUCCUUGGUGUCAGGAGAUUGGUGUCUUGUCUCUUGUCUGUUUUACAUGCCAUUAUAAUUUCUGAAGAUUGUCAGAAAGGAAAUGUAUGUGCAUCGAGCAAGCUAGGCACAUACGUUGCGAUGCAAUUAUCAAGAUACUAUUGAUUCACAGAAGGCAGGUUUCUUAUAAAUGGAGUGAGCACAUUACCUUAUAACUGAUCUUCAGUGGGUGGGAGCACUUAGCCAAACUUGGCUUAUUUCAGAAGCUAAGUUAGGUAAGGCCUGUAUGUAGAACCACCUGGGCAGUCCAAAGUCGUUAACUGGAUUGGUAAAUACGAAAGAAAUCUCAAUCCAUAGUGGGGGAAAGACAUCGCAAACCAAUUCCAUAACAUCACCAAGAAAACAGCAUGGAUGCAGUCCUAGGAGUUGAGUGCAGCCUGAGACCAUCUUCACAAUAUAUUAUAAAUGAGCAACUGCCCAUGAAAGGCCAACUUGUAAGCUGCUUUCUUGUUCUUUAUCUAAUAGAAUUAUUCCGUCUAUGUAGGAAUGUUCAGUAGACUAGGAUUUAUCCAGGAAUUGGAAGGGUCUCUGCUUUUAGUAUGAGUCUGAAAGACUAGAAACAUAUGUUCUUCAUCUCCCAGGGUAGGUAAACCUAUUUGGUUUUGUGCCACCAAGUUAUAAGGCUAUAGCAAGAAGCUGUGCAGCAUCUGAAUUGCUUUGAAAUUAGUAGAGUAUGAAGUUAAAGAGAAAGCUAUGUAUUUUGUUCAGCACAAAUAGAAUUAGAGCUCUACAGAGCCGUAGGAUAUUCUAUAACUGGAUAGAUAUUUGCAGGUAGAAGAAUAAAUAAGAAAUUAUAAUUUGCUUUGAUGUGUCUGGGCAUCCUUUAUAAAGCCAUGUGAAUGUCACAUGAUGUUCUCUUAACAAAGUUGGAAUGAAUUCCUCCAAUGAUUGGUUUGCGCAUCCAACAACAUGCCUUAUAGCACCCACAUUGUAAACAAUUUCUAGUCAUAUGAGAUGGUAACACAGAAGGCAGGAAUAUGACUAUAAAUUGCUUUUGAUGCAUAACCCACUGGUUUAGGUGGAUGUUAUGUCAGACAUACAUAUGUGGGAGGAAAUACUUUACAGGAUCAUGAUCAUGAUACUUUACAGGAUCAUGAUCUAUCUUAUUAAUUUUGGGUUUUUUUGCUGGUAUGAGUAAUGGGCAAAGCAAAAAGAAGACAUGUUUUAAUAAGAGUGACUUUACAGAGGCACCCAUGUAUUUCAAGCGCAGCUCUUCUCUACACCUUGGUAAUAGGUUCUGCUUUGCAUUGUCAUCUUAGAUAUCAAUUAUUCAUGUAAUCACUUGGCCCAAUUAUUCAGGUUUUUGUGCUAAUCCAGUGAAGCCUAUAGUGUAUUCUGAGAUUAGGAAAGUAAGUUUUAACAUUGUGCUAUAUUGUCUUCUCUAUAUAUGUCAAAGACAUUUCAGUCUGGACUGGUAUACUAACCAUAUGAAGAACAAUCUAGAAAGCACUCCUAUGUUAUGUAUUUUUUAAUUAAAGAAUAUUGGAAACUAUAACUUCACCACUGUUUGGAAAAGAUUUCUGCUGUCUUCUGCAAUUAAAAAAGUAGACUAUAGGAGUUGAAGAUGGCUCAAAUGGGGGGAAAAUAGCCAACAGCUCAGAGAUUCCUUUUAUCAUUGGAAUCUUAAGGCCAGAAGCUUCCUCGUCAGAAUGAAUUAACUCAUCUUAAUCCUAGCUGUAAAUAUGUUGGGUUUAUAAAACCUGGUGGCAAAAGCAUAAAGAAUAAAGAAAUACACGAGUUAUUUCUUUGCUAUACCAGUCUAUUUAAGAAGAAAUCAGGGAUGGAUGGGCACAAUCCUUCUUAAACCACUACCAAUUAAAUAAGGCAAGAUUAUAUUCUUAAUUGGUUUAUUGACAAGGUCAAAAUUGACAUGCAACAAUGUAGUUUGUUUUUCAAAGCAAUUGUUCUUUUCUUUUACUUGAAGGAGUGGGAGGUUCCCUUUUAUCUUCUAAUCCUAAAGAUGAUUGUUUUUAUAGGUCAGUGCACAUGUUGAGAAUCUAUAAUCCCAAAGGAUUUGGCCUUCCUAUAGUAAUGAUAAGGGCAAGCGUAAUGUGAGUUUGCUGUUUUGGCAGAUUAGACGUGACCUAUAAACCACCAGCACCUGUCAUGGUCAGGAUAAUUUGGAAUGUGUUUUCAUGCAUAUAAAGCUGCCCUCGUUUGUUCCAUAGAUACUGCAGAGUGGGGUUUUUUUGGGGUGGGGUGGGUGGGUUGCGACUGAUCUAGAAGAUAUUGUUAUGAUACUUUAAGAUGAAGGUCUGGAAAUGGAGAUGACCGCUGAUGAAGUGCUUCUCUUUAAUACUUUUUGUAACAUUUCUCUGUCUUUGGUUUUUAAUGAGAAAAAAUAAAAUUAUAUUUUAACUGC
Pantherophis guttatus is the source of this 3897-nucleotide messenger RNA. RefSeq lists its product as uncharacterized. Lineage: Eukaryota; Metazoa; Chordata; Lepidosauria; Squamata; Colubridae. The record is from RefSeq and is a predicted model, not a curated record.